Molecule: messenger RNA, 909 nt
Organism: Nelumbo nucifera (sacred lotus)
Lineage: Eukaryota; Viridiplantae; Streptophyta; Magnoliopsida; Proteales; Nelumbonaceae
Source: RefSeq, a predicted model, not a curated record
UCUCUUCUAUAUCUGUUAUAUAUUUUCGUUGCUCUCUGCUCUCUUUCCUUCAUGGCAGCAUGCGCAGUUGGUGAAAAUCGUAACGAAGCAUCCCUCAACAAGCAAGCCAAAAUGGCGGUUCCCCAUUACGACGUCGAGCAACAAACAAGCCAGAAGCUUGAGAAGGAUGAUUUAGACUACUCUCAGAGAGCACAGUGGCUUCGAGCUGCAGUCCUCGGAGCCAACGAUGGGCUGGUGUCCACAGCAUCACUGAUGAUGGGAGUAGGAGCGGUGAGACACGACAUCAAGGCUAUGAUACUAACUGGGUUUUCCGGAUUGAUUGCCGGAGCCUGUAGCAUGGCAAUUGGGGAGUUUGUUUCUGUUUACUCUCAGCUCGACAUAGAGAUGGCUCAGAUAAAGAGAAUGAAGGAGAGUGUCAACAAUGGAGAUCAGGAAGAGAGGACGACAGAGCGCUUGCCGAACCCCAUCCAGGCAGCUGCAGCAUCAGCGUUUGCGUUUUCGGUUGGAGCAUUGGUUCCACUCCUGGCGGCAUUGUUUGUAAGGGAGUAUAAGGUGAGGUUGGGUGUGGUGAGUGCAGCUGCUAGCUUGGCGCUGUUGGUGUUUGGAGGAGUUGGAGCAGUGUUGGGGAGAGCACCAGUUGUGAGGUCGUGUCUGAGGGUAUUGAUUGGGGGAUGGCUAGCCAUGGCUAUUACUUUUGGAUUAACCAAAUUAAUUGGAUCUAGUGGUCUGUAGAAGCCUACAAUUAAGGUGUUUAUUUCCUUCUUUUGUUGUUGUGUUGUUUGUUGUCAGAUACGUUAACAUUAAUGGAGGGUUGAAGGAGGUUCACUUGAUGAUCAUGGAUUUGGAGGAGGAUUCGUGUCCCUUUUUAUGAGCAGAAGUGGUUUUUUUUUUUUUUUCUUUUUGAUCUUU